AAGUAAGAAGCACGAAAGAAGUCUUGAUGUUUAUGUAAUGAACCAGUACACUGAAGACUCACUGAAUGUAUACAUUUAGCUAAAUAAGUAUGAACAUUUUCAUAAGCUCUUAAAAAUAGCCGGGAGGGCUCCUGAAAUAGAUUAUGCCUGCAACUAGUGGAAGAGAGCACCGCAUGCACGGGAUUUUGGCACUAAGCUAGGUUUUCUCUGAUUUGCUGACUGUGUUUUUAAUCAUUCUAAUAGUUUCAUAAAUAUAAAAGUUUCUAAUUAGUACCAUCAUUCGGCUUGCUCUAAUAAAUUGAUAUUCUUCUCUAGUCUUAUUUUUGGUAUUGGAUUUAACAGAUCUUUUGGUGAUGGUCUGUGAAUUCCUUUAUCGAUUUACUUGCAUUUGCAAAAUAUGUUUCUGGAUUUGGCGACGAUUCUGGGAUUUUCAAACAACUUUCGGAUUUGUUUUAAAUAUUAUUAUGGAUCUAAAAAUUUCAUUUGGAUCAUUUCUCUUGUUUAGACUUAUGAUUAAUGAUUAUUUACCCUCAGACAGUAGUAGUGCUACACUAGUAGUAGGUAGUGUAGGUAGUAUGAAUGGUAGUGUGUAUAUACAUGCGGGGAAACUGGGAACGACAUCAAUGCAAAAAUGGCGGAAAAGGGACGAAGAACAUUUCCGUGAAUUAAAACCAAAGAAAUGGACUCAAAGGAGGUUGUCAUCAAAAUCUGUGAUCUGAACCCUCAUGUGGUUUGCAGUUUAUGCGCAGGAUACUUUGUUGAUGCCACGACUAUUACAGAAUGUCUGCAUACCUUUUGCAAAAGCUGUAUUGUGAAAUACUUCCAAACCAGCAAGAAUUGUCCCAUGUGCAAUCUGCAGAUACAUGAAACCCAACCGCUUUUCAACCUCAGGUUAGACAGAACAAUGCAAGACAUUGUGGCUAAACUUGUUCCUGGGAUUGUUGAGGGUAAGCCUGCUAAUUUUGUUUGAUGCUGAAUGUUAGAGGUGCACAGUUAUUUGAAGUUACAAUGGCUAAGGACCAUGAUGUUGUGUCUGAUCAUGAAGGUGGCUCCUUACAAAGAUUGUUUCUUGUUGUGGGUUAUGCUUUACAGGUAAACUGAAAGGAUGGAGCAAUGGACUGCUUUUAACAGCAACAACAACAACAACCAUUUUAUUUUGCAUAAUACAGAGAAUAUCAUUCAGCAAAAGAAUACAUCAAACUUAAAUAAGCAUAAAAACUACUCAAAAUAGUAAAAACUAAACGAGCUUUAAUUAUUAUGCUUUAAAUCGGUUGUAAGAAAAAUAAAGAAAAGAAGAGGUGGAAAGAGAAAAAAUAUAUAUAGAUAUAAAUAUAAAAAGAUAUAUAAGUAGUAACAGUACCAGUUAUAGACAGAGCAUUGUUUUAUGGGCCUGAUUGCAUUUGUUGUUGUUG
This is a messenger RNA of Orbicella faveolata, 1412 nucleotides long. RefSeq names its product polycomb group RING finger protein 1-like. Lineage: Eukaryota; Metazoa; Cnidaria; Anthozoa; Scleractinia; Merulinidae. Gene Ontology annotation, molecular function: promoter-specific chromatin binding. Gene Ontology annotation, cellular component: PRC1 complex. The record is from RefSeq and is a predicted model, not a curated record. Gene Ontology annotation, biological process: negative regulation of transcription by RNA polymerase II.